Calidris pugnax (ruff) is the source of this 2238-nucleotide messenger RNA. RefSeq names its product ADP ribosylation factor like GTPase 8A (gene ARL8A). NCBI's taxonomy places the organism in Eukaryota, Metazoa, Chordata, Aves, Charadriiformes, Scolopacidae. Gene Ontology annotation, biological process: protein transport; anterograde axonal transport. The transcript has 6 exons. Gene Ontology annotation, molecular function: GTPase activity; GTP binding. Gene Ontology annotation, cellular component: lysosomal membrane. The record is from RefSeq and is a predicted model, not a curated record. Bases 36 to 509 code for a protein of 157 amino acids.
CGCUGCCCUGCUCAGGGCAGGCUGGUGGAGUUCCCAUGCCUCCUAACACUGUUUCACCUUGUUCCUUGCAGUCAGGACAGUUCAAUGAAGACAUGAUCCCGACAGUAGGCUUCAACAUGAGGAAGAUCACCAAGGGGAACGUUACCAUAAAGCUCUGGGACAUCGGUGGCCAGCCACGGUUUCGCAGCAUGUGGGAACGGUACUGCCGCGGAGUGAGUGCCAUCGUGUACAUGGUGGACGCUGCCGACCAGGAGAAGAUAGAGGCCUCCAAGAAUGAACUCCACAACCUGCUCGACAAGCCGCAGCUCCAGGGCAUCCCGGUCCUAGUCCUGGGGAACAAGCGAGACCUGCCCGGUGCCUUGGAUGAGAAGGAGCUCAUUGAGAAGAUGAACCUCUCCGCCAUCCAGGACCGAGAGAUUUGUUGCUACUCCAUCUCCUGCAAAGAAAAGGACAACAUCGACAUCACCCUACAGUGGCUUAUCCAGCACUCAAAGUCUAGGAGAAGCUGAGAUCCUGUGGACCGCAGCCCGGAUCGGGAAGAUGCCAUUGUACAAGCCCAUGCCCCUUCUUUCUCCUGCUCUGUCCCUCCAGCUCUCUCUCUAGAUGGGUAUUUUUAGGGGACCCCAGACUCCACUUGCAUUGAGGUGGAGCCUUUGUUUUUAUUGUAAAGAAAAUGUCCGACUCUGCCCUCCUCUCCUCUCUCUGUAUCUUCCUCCCAUUUUGGCACUAUUCUGUUGUUGUCUGUGUAUACAGUAUAUAUAUAUGUAUAUAUAUUUUAAUUUUUUAAUUUAAGUGAUAGCGCUGUUACUAAACUGGGCCCUGUGAGCGGUAGGAAGCCUGGGGGCUCCCCAAGGCUGGCUGAGGGCCAGCGCUGGGACGGAAGAUGAGGGUGAUGGCAGAAGGUAGCCCCUUGGGGAUGGGGCUGUGCAGGCCUGUGGGCAGGUACCCUGGGGCUCCCUCAUCCCUUCCCCAGGCGUCCUGCCUGUUUCCCCAGGCCAGGAGCAUCCUGGGGGGAUUGGGACCAUGCCCACCUUGCCCUUUCUUGGGCUUCAGCCCCAUGGGCAGGGUGUUGGGGGGAGGUGAUGCUGCCCCCCUGUGCUCCUCACCUUUUUGGGGUGACAAGGAUUAGUCAUGACCUGCUACCAUCAGCUUCCCUCCCCCAUCACCUCCAGCUGCCAUGGCAGGGCCCCAACCCCUCACUGCCCCGGGCCAUUUGUCCCACUGCCCCGUGUGCCCCCAGUCCCCUUGCCUGGGCCGAAUCCUGCCCUGCUGCCCAGUCCUGCUGCUCUGCUGUGCUGAGGCUGCCAUCCGAGGUGCCAGUGCCAGUGAGGGGGGGCAGUGAUGCCAGUGGCCCCCAUGCCUGCCUCAGCUGUCGCCAGAGGUGUUCGGCCCCAGUUAGUCUCUUGGGGGGGCCACGCUGGCUCCCCAUGUGCCAAAAGGUAUUGCCUGCUCCUGGCUGGGGGCUGCUGGCUCUGCCCCAGCUGAGGACAUGGCACAGGGGGGCUGGGGAGACAUGCGGAGGGGGCUGUGAGCACCCUGUGCUCCUGCAGAGCUGCCCAUCAGGCAGGGGCACGCUCUGCUUGCCCUGCUACGCGUGCCCUGCGCCCCGUGCCGGCCCCCAGCUCUGCUGCCCUGGCUGGGGGGGGACGUGUGGAGCGGUGGGGCUGGGGGGAAAAGUGGUUGGGUCCUUGUCUUGCAGGUGGGGAGAGGGCAAGAGGAAAUUUGGGUGAGGUCAGGAAGGCUGUGCCAUGUGAUGAGUUACUGAGUGUCUGCAGGCACAGCCUAGGGGCCUGGCCAGGUUGUUGGGAACCAGUCUGGGGAGGGGGACUUAGCUGGGCUGGGGGGGUUGCGCUGGCAUCGGGAGGGCGGGUGCAUGGUGGGGUCAGGGUCAGCACAGCGGGGACAGCGGCCUGUCCCCAGCUCACGGCUCGGGAGAGGGUGGCAGUGGCCCAGGGGCGGGGGUUGCGGGCCCCCUCUUGCUGCCCCUUCCCCUGCUCAACUCUGGGGCAGUAAGGCUGGGGUUUCUCUUCUGUUCUCGUUUUUGCAGAAUUGCACAAAGAGAGGUUUCCUUUUUUUUUUUUAUUUAAUGACUUGUAAAGUGUUGUCACCCCCUAUCCCCCCCCCCUUUUUUUUUUAAGAGAUAUUUUGGCUCAGAUAUGACCUCUGUUGGGAAAUGAUUCUUGUAACUGUACAAUUUUUUUGCCUCCUAAUAAUAAUAAAUUAACAAUUUUGCGUUGG